AUGGCGGCGGCCAAGAGGAAGCGUGAUGUCCCGGCCGCGCGGCCAAAGAAGCGCGCUAAGAAGGCUCCGAGCGGGCCUGGCGCGGAUGCGAAGCCGCGCGCGGACGGAGCGGGUCCAGAGGAGUACAGCAUCCCGCCACCGGUUUCCCAGGGUAAAUGGAAAAACAAGGAGCGAGUGCUUAUAUUCUCUUCUCGUGGAAUUAAUUUCAGAACCAGGCAUUUAAUGCAAGACUUAAGGACGUUGAUGCCCCACUCCAAAGCAGAUACUAAAAUGGACCGCAAAGACCAAUUGGCUGUUAUCAAUGAGGUGUGUGAAAUGAAAAACUGCAAUAAGUGCAUUUUUUUUGAAGCCAAGAAGAAACAGGAUCUCUAUAUGUGGCUUUCAAAUAUACCACAGGGACCGUCAGCUAAAUUCUUAGUGCAGAAUGUUCACACACUGGCUGAGCUGAAGAUGACAGGAAACUGCUUAAGAGGCUCACGGCCCCUACUGUCUUUUGAUCCAAUAUUUGACAAGGAGCCACAUUAUGCCCUCUUAAAAGAACUGUUUAUUCAGAUAUUUAGUACACCACACUAUCACCCCAAGAGCCAGCCUUUUGUAGAUCAUGUUUUCACCUUCACUAUUACGGAUGAGAGGAUCUGGUUCCGGAAUUACCAGAUAAUAGAAGAAGAUGCAUCUCUAGUAGAAAUUGGGCCUCGUUUUGUCCUGAACCUCAUAAAAAUCUUCCAAGGCAGCUUUGGAGGACCAACUCUGUAUGAAAAUCCCCAUUACCAGUCUCCAAAUACGCAUCGAAGGCUGCUGAGAUUGUCUGUGGCAACCAAACUUAGAGAGAAACAGCAAGUGAAGGAGGUGCAAAAGAUAAAGAAAACGGGGAGUAAAGUGCUUAUUGGAGAAGAUCCCACUGAAGUGGUCUUUCAAACUCCAGCUGAAGAAAAGCCAGUAGAAAUACAGCUUGUGAAACCAGAGUCAAAGCCAAUUGUUAAAGAUAAAAAGAAGCCACGCAAAAUUCAGAGGAAGAAGCAAAAAAAGCUUUUCAGAACUGAAGCGUCAGGGUAAAUGAUACAGGUGAUGAA
This is a messenger RNA of Dryobates pubescens (Downy woodpecker), 1070 nucleotides long. It is a transcript of the gene BRIX1, whose product is annotated as biogenesis of ribosomes BRX1. Gene Ontology annotation, molecular function: rRNA binding. The record is from RefSeq and is a predicted model, not a curated record. Bases 1 to 1053 code for a protein of 350 amino acids. Lineage: Eukaryota; Metazoa; Chordata; Aves; Piciformes; Picidae. Gene Ontology annotation, biological process: rRNA processing; ribosomal large subunit assembly. The transcript is spliced from 10 exons. Gene Ontology annotation, cellular component: nucleolus.